This is a messenger RNA of Akanthomyces muscarius, 762 nucleotides long. RefSeq lists its product as uncharacterized. The coding region runs from base 1 to 762 and encodes 253 amino acids. The transcript has 3 exons. Lineage: Eukaryota; Fungi; Ascomycota; Sordariomycetes; Hypocreales; Cordycipitaceae. The record is from RefSeq and is a predicted model, not a curated record.
AUGUUCUCAAAGCUUCUCUCCUUUGUCGCUCUCGCAGCUGGCGCUUUUGCUAAUGACUCCUACGAUGUCAACAUGUUUUACAACAACGCAAUAGGUGUAGCCUCUGCAGCAGCCCCUCAAUUCAACUUUCCUACUGGUACUUGCCUCCCCAGCUCCGCCAGCGUGAAUGGACAGCAAAACGGUGGAAAUGCGCAAGACAACUGCAACAUCCACAAGCUGAACCACAACUGCCCCGCCCAGCCCAACUUCAAUGGCGCAAAUACCCACCUGUUCUCUUUCCCUACCUACUGGGACCUCCGCCGCUGCAGCCAGACGGAGUUCCGUAUCGCCUACAACGUGUACUUUACCAAGGACACUGGGCACCGACACGACAUCGAGUGGGUGAUUCUCGUUUGGGGCUCCAAUGAUGGCGGCAAGACCUUCUACCGCAACAGAAUGAUCUUUGAGCAAGAUGGCAGCCACCCCUCAAAGCAGUGGGGUGAUAUUCAGAACACCUUUUCCAAUGGAAACGAUCAGCUCAGCCUCGGCCAGAAGUAUCAGAACCACGCCCGUGUCUUUGUGAGCAAAUGGCACCACAGCAUGCACGAUGACCGUUACACCCAAUUCAAAAACACUUGCCCCCCCAACUCGGUCUCGGACUUCCGCACAGACGACUACUACUUCUUUGCUGCCGACAAUCUCCAGCCCAUGGACAGCAUUCCUACCCAAUGGAACUUCAGUCCCGCCGCAUUCGCCCGUGGACAAGGUAUUUGCAACUACUAG